Symbiodinium natans is the source of this 7893-nucleotide messenger RNA. Lineage: Eukaryota; Dinophyceae; Suessiales; Symbiodiniaceae. The record is from the annotation of a GenBank genome assembly.
AUGGACUUCCAGCCCAGUGGUGUCGUUCAAACGUGCUGCCCAAAGGGGAGUACGAAAUGUGCCGGCUGUGCCUCCUACGCUGGCAGCUCCUGCACCAGCUGCAUGGGCGGCUUCAUCAAGCGCAGCAGCGUGUGCACCGCCUGCACGGACUCUGCCGGUUGGCUCAGCGAGGACGGGGUCUCCUGCUCACAGCUGCAGGCCUCGGAGUGCAGUGACGUGAAGGUGCGGGGCCAGUCCAGCAACGAGGCAUGCUGCCAGUGCGGUGGGGGAGUCGUGACGCCCACACCCUUCUCUUAUCCGAGCCUCCGGUGGUCCCUGGAUGCCGACAUCGAGCUGAGGCCCGAGCCCCGCACAGCGGACCGCUACACCGUUGACGCGCAGUGCGAGCUGGCGGCGCACAACCUGACCAUGGACAGCACCACGGGGAGGAUUUUCUACCUGCAAGGCCGGCAGAGGCCGACGGAAGCCUUUGUCUUGGAGUGCGAGGUUACGGCUCACCAGGCGGCGGGCAUAAGCAUGAUCGCUACGGUCACCGUUGCUGCCGACGUGCUGACUUAUGGUUCCUCCACGCUGCUCUUUCACACCGAUUCAUCAGAGGCGCCCAAGACGACAGGUUCCGGGUGGUCCAACUUCGAGCUGGGCUGCGCCCCAGAGGUCAGCUGGCUGGCCAUCAGCUCCCAGAACGGCCAUCUCCACUUCACGGGGCAAACUGCAGACAGCGGCGGCGUUUCCGUUGCGGAGGAGAGGUUCUAUGGCCAGGAUGGGGCAGUGUGCGCAGUGUCUGCGUGGAAGGCCAACAAGAGGUAUCAGACGACCUUUGUUGCCAUUCGACCUCGUCCUUGGUCCACCCUGGAGUACCACCUGAGCGGGGUUUCGACGAGCAUUGGCGAGGAGCUGCAUCCCCUUGUGCCGCAGAAGCCUGCGGAGCAGGGCCUCAUGAAGCCGUGGACCUACACCAUGGCGUGCGACGUCAGCGGCGCGGGCUCGGCGGCGACGUUCUCCUUUGAUCGCAUCUUGAGCAUGGGAUUUCUGGCAGGGCAUUCCGUUUUGGAGAUCGGUGCAGAAGGAGAGAUCACCGUGGCACCUUCCAGCUCUCUGAGCGCGCUCUUUGACACACUGGAUACCUCCGGCUCCUCCAGGAAGGCCAUCACCCUGGACUGCCGGGUGUUCGGCGUCUUCCCAGAUCCUUCGCUACCACCUGUGCACACGGCACUGUCCAUCGAAGUGCAAGACACCAUGUGCUGGGUGCCGCAGACCGUCAAGGCGGUGGCUGUGCCAGACAUCACCGCAACCUCUGAGGCACAGUGUCGCUCGCGAUGCCGGGCAGAUGCGACGUGCGCGAAUUAUCACUUCAACGGCCAAUGCAGGAGGUACGAUGUUCGUUCCGAUGGGCAGUCAGUGACUGUCAAUGCCAAAGUAACGAAUUGCACCAAUGACGGCACCUGCAUGAGCGUGACCCAUUCCCAUUGGUUCCUCUCCGGCAUCUACUGUCCGCUUGGCCGGUCGGUCGCGACGGGCCACAUCGUGUACUUGAGGGAGCACAUCACCUCACAGGACCGGAAGUAUCUUCGCCGCAAGCAACCUGGAGAUGGUUGCGAUGCUGGUGAGUGGGCUUUGCUCGCCACGUCGCCUGGUGACUACGUGAACAAGGCCUUGGGCAUCUACGAGCUUCGCGGCACGGUGCUCGCGUGCAUCGCGAGCUCUGCCAUGGACCGCGCCCUCAUGCAGUGCUCCACGAAGGCGCUGUCGUUCAUGGAAGAGCAGGAGGCGGACGAGGGAGGCUUGCCGUCUUUGGUCCUGGACGACCCAGGGACACUUGAGCCGGCGGACUUUUGGCUUCACCCAUGCGACUGUGCCCCGACAGCAUGGGGACCCGAGCUGCCCGUGGACCCGCAAAUGUUUGAGCAUUUGCCGGCAAACAGCAGCAAUAAGUUCAUCCCGGUACCUUUCGUCAUCGUCUCGGGCCAGUUGACAUGCCCAUCAAGACAGCUUCUGGGAGGCGACUUGGGCGUCCACUACCAGACAGAGGAGGAGGUCCUGGAGCCUGGCGAUUGCGAAGCUCGCUGCCGCGAGCAGGCGAAAUGCACUUUCUUCUGGCAUGGCUCGCAGCAUGGAGCUUCCACCUGCCGACUCUUUCACGGCUGCGACAACCUGGUUCGGGAGUUUGGCCUCGAAGGGGACCUCAAGGCCAUGCCCAGGGGCCUCAGCUGCGCCGUAGCAGACGCUGCGCAGUGCUGGGCCACGUCCCUGCGCAGGAACUUCUUGUCCAUGGCUUUCGAUCCAGACGGAGGCGCGGCCGACACUUCCGCGCCGGGCCUGGUCUUGCCGCCGAAGCCCGCAGACCCGCCCACACAGGGCAUGGUGGCUUGGUUCAAGAGCGAGAAUGCUGGUGAGGUUUGGUCCAGCUCUGUGGGAAAUUUCGAGGGGCGAAACACCGGGUACCAUGCAGAACGGAAAGUCGGAGCUGAGUUCGGUGCGGACCGUCCAGUUACGUACGUGCAAGGAACAACUUCAGGAGGUUACAAGUUCGGCAAAGUCUUGGCUCCGACCUUCACGAUUUGUUCAGUCACGAGCUACGCUGGAACUACACGAAAGCGCAUCCUGCAGACGGAGUCGGUGAACUGGUUGCAUGGUCACUACAACGGUUAUUCUGGCGUCGCCUUUUACCAGAAGUGGGUCACCGCCCAAAACACAAAUCCCAAUGCCAAUGAAUGGGUGGUGCUAUGUGGGACCAACGGCGCACAGCGAGUCUACAGUGGGAUGUCCGGCAGCAUUGUCAACGUUGCUACAGCUCAAGGAAGCGCAUUUUCAGAAUACACUGGCUUGAGCAUCAAUCAUGACGAGAACGACAAGUCAGACUUUGCCGUUAUGGAAGUCAUCACCUGGGAUAGGGUGUUGACAGACGAGGAAAUGAAGGCAAGCGUUCAGUAUUUGAUGUGGAAGCUAAGGGUAGGGGCCGUCCUGGAGGUGUCUGAGCACUUGGCCACACAAUACCAGAGCAGUUUCUACAAGCAGGGAAGCAGGAGAGUGGACGGUGAAACGGUGCACGCUGACUUAGCAAAUGGCUACCGGGCCGAAAUGUCAGGGUGGAAUGCCGUUCGAAACUACGCCUUGGGCUUCGUCAGGUGGCAGGCUGGCGUCGCAGUGGCAGUCGUCAAAGGUUUAACGCCAGGUGCACAGUACGUGUACCAAUUGUACAUGACCCACCGGGACACGAGCAUGGACACCUAUGGCAACGCUGUGUCGGUGCGUGUGCAGCAAGGACAGGAUGGCCGAGCCCAGCUGCGCGAAGACUCCAACCCAAGAUUCGCAGGAGUGGCGGUAGCGACACCUGCUGGCGAGAUCCGAUUUGAUUUUGAACCGAUCCACGUUGCUGUCCACCUCUCUGGUAUAUCCAUUGCAGCGGUGGGGCCAAGAAGUGACCCGCCGCAGCCGAGCGAUCCGCCAAGGUCUGGCAUGGUGGCUUGGUUCAAGAGCGAGAAUGCCGGUGGGGUUUGGUCCAGCUCCGUGGGAAAUUUCGAGGCACGAAACACGGAGGUCCUCUAUCGAAGAGUCCAAGCCGGCAAUGGAGCAGACCGCCCAGUGACGUAUAUUGAAGGGCCAGCAUCAUCAGGCAUCCGCUUCGGCGCAAUCCUUGCUCCGACCUUCACGAUCUGUUCAGUCACACGUUACACCGGCAACAAGCGCAAGCGAAUUCUCCAGACAGCAUCGCCGCUGAACUGGUUGCACGGCCACCAUGAUGGACAUUCUGGCGUCGCCUUUUACAAGAAGUGGGUCACCCCGUCAACCACCAACCCCAAUUCCUUCGACUGGGUGGUGCUAUGUGGGACCAACGGCGCUCAAAGAGUUUACAGCGGGAUGUCCGACAGGGUUGUCAAUGUUGCAACUGAUCAGGGAAGCACACUUUCAGAGUACACCCACUUGUACAUCAAUUCAUACGGCCAGUACACUAGCGAAUUUUCAGACUUCGCCAUCAUGGAACUGAUCACGUGGGACAGGGCGUUGACGGACGAGGAAAUGAGGGCAAGCACUGAGUACUUGAAGUGGAAGCUGAGGGUAGGUGCCGUCCUGGAGGUGACAGAACACCUUUCUACGCAGUACCAGAGCAAUUUCGCAGACUUGGGGGCCGAGGAGAAAAGCGUAAAUGGUGAAACAGUGAAAGCCGACUUGGCAAACGGCUACACCGCUGAGAUGUCAGGCUGGAGUGCCCUCCGAAACUAUGCCAGAGGCUUUGUCAGCUGGAGCAACCCUGCCACCGCCGUGGCCGUUGUUAAGGGCCUGAUACCAGGUGCACAACAUAUCUACUCGCUGUUCAUGGUGAGCACGGACAAAUCCGUAAGCUUCCAUGACGACGCCGUCAAAGUGUCGGUAAACGGAGGGCUAAGUGGCAGAGCCCGGCUGUGGGCUACCACCAGACCUAUCUUCCAGGGAGUGGCAACCGCCAACCCCAGGGGAGAGAUCAACUUUGAGUUCCAGCCCAUCCACGCUGGGAUCUACCUCUCCGGAAUCUCCAUUGCCAAGGUGGGCAGUCCCUCCGUGCUCCUGGAGGAAACCUCCACGAAGUCUGCAGCAGGUGCAAUGACGGACGGCUUCGUUCAUUUGCACCUUUACCGGCAGUGUGAUGCGGUGCUUCUUCUCGGUGGCAUGGGUGUCCAGCAGUGUGGGAGGCCUGGGCACAGAACGCUGCACUCGCAUUCCUGGCAACACAAGAGGCUUCUUCCGCAGGUCUUCGAUCACGGCGCACUACUGCUGGCUUCCUGCUGGAGUGAGAGGUACCAACUGCUGCGACAGGACUCCAAAUCUUCGGCUCCGGAACAACUGCGAUGCGUCAAUGGCAACUGGUACAACAGCUUGGGCAAGCCCGACCUGCGCGGCCUUGCGUGCGAAGCGUGCGUGCAGGUUGGCGCCGCUGGCUAUGCGGCAUACGACGAGCGGAAUGAGCAGGAGCUCUACUUCUUCAAUCGCAUGGGCUUGAGUGUCUACACCGAGCUGGGCAUGAUCCAGGAGCUCAGCAGCACCUCCGCACACAAGCAUUGCCUGGGGCCCUCUGCCGAUGGGAACAUGGUUGUGUCGGCAAGCACCGGCUGCCCUGCUAAGAUGCUGGCGCAGGUCACCGGAUAUGCAGGGCCAGAAGGAAGGCUCUUCAAGCUCAUCCCGGACGACAUGAGCUUCUCCGAGGAGGCCGACCAGUGCUUGAGCACCAAGGGCAACGUGUCGGGCCUGAAGCAUGUGACCUGCAAUCAGAAGGAUGAGCAGCAACAUCUUGCACCUGCUGAACUUCCGAAAGACAUGUGGUACCUCCACAUCGAGGCAGACGAGCGUGACCAGGAUCUGCACACACCCUAUUCGUCUUUCUGCGGCACCAGCGGCGCCUUGAGCACUUUCGACUUCGGCCAGCUCUUCGUAGGCGACUCGGCGAAAAGCAGCUGCAAGUUUGCCCCGCUCAUUCGGUGGGGCGACUUUCAGGACACGGGCAUCCAGCGGGACAAGUCUUCCAGCAACUGGCCCUCCUGGCAUCACCUCCUCGCCGACCACCCGGUAGAAUGUGCAGCUGGCGAGGCAUUGACUGCUUUCAAGCUGGAGCACAGCGUCUUUCGCUACGAGUGCAGCAAGAUAGGCGGCCUUGGCUCCUGCUUUGAUUACUACAGCGCCCAAGUGGAGAUCGGCAGCUUCGGCCAAGAGCGACAGCACUGGUCGCAGCCGCUUCGAAUGAUGCCGGUGGAUUGCGGACAAAACGCCGUUCUGGGCGGCUUCCAUUUCGAGUUCUCCGAGGGAGGCAAGUGGGGGCGAGUUCGCUACCAAUGUUGCAAAGCUGGUGGAGCACCCAUCACUUUCGACCCACGUGGGGCAGUACCCGAAUUGAUUAGCCGCUAUGAUGGCGUUUAUUGCCCCACAGGGCGUGGACCCACCGGGCGCUUGGAGUACGCCACCGCCUUAAGUCGUUCCUUGACCUUUGACGAGAUGACAGGCAAAUGGUGCGUGGACGCCGAAUGCUCCGCCAUUACGGACAGCAUCUCUCCCAUUGGCAUCACAGGCGCUGCUUUCGAUGUGGUGAAUGUCAGUGACUUCAACGGUGACUUCCUGGCGGCCCUUCCGAAGGAAGGGAGCAAGGCGUUGUCUUUGGCGGAGGCUCUGAAGCUGAAGCCUCCGAAGCGACCCCGGCCGCCCCCGAUGCCCGAGCUCCAAGAGUUCAAGGCCCAGCAGCCGACGUACGCUGCGGAGUGCCUCAACUACGAGAACUUGUGGAAAGGCAUCACGGAGACUUUCAAGGACGAGGAGGACAACGAUGUGCAGAAGACCUCGAGCUUGGAGGCAGAUCCUGCGACGGAGGACGCUGCAUUGGACUCCUACCACCCAUGCGAGGUGGCCAAGUCAGCUGGUGGUAUUUUCGGCCAAUGGGGCGGAGGCGACGGCUCCACUGCUCCGGAGAACAUGAUGUAUGCAGACUGGAACGACUGCAUGCAAGGAGACAUCGAGCGAGACCUGGCUUCUGCCAAGCUGGACUACCAUGCAGCACUGACAGACUUCAUUGCAGACGUCACCAAUGCGGGCAUGGGUAUGAUGUGCGCGCUCAUCCCGGACGUCACGAUCGCACCCAUGGGCGCCGGUCUGGCCUUAAACCCUGGGGACAUUUGCGGCGGCAUUGCGGACCUCUUAAGCGCCGCCUAUGACUUUGCAGGGCCGAUUAGUGGCUUCCACUUCGCCAAGCAGGGCUGGUCCAUCGAACAGGAAGGCUACGCCGCAUGCAAUCCCAUGCAGAUCGGCUUCGCACGGGCUUUUUGCGAUAUCCACUGCGUGCGAGACGCGGUGGUCAGAGGCGAUCGGUCCAUCAUCCGGAAUCUAGAGCUUGCCACCAAGAAGACAAACAGCAACAUGAAGGCCCUGGUAAAGUGGUCCACUGACGCUGCGCGGACCGAGACUGGCUGGCUUGGCGAGAAGCUGGAUUACAUGCACACUUUGAACAUGGCCAGCCUCCAAGAUAUCCGGCAACAGCUGGGUUUGACGCAGACAGGCCAGGCAAACGAUCUCCUGCAGAGCACCCAAGCAGCGACGGACACCUUGUUUGCCGAGCUCGCGGGCUACGCCCAGACCACCUCCUUCGACGAAGUCGCGAGGAUCACGGCCAGGGACGCUCUGGAGGACUUCCUGAAGGCACCGGACCUGCCGAGCUCGCCCAACUCCACGGAGGCUGCAGCACUACUGGGACAUCUGGAGGUGCUCCACCAGACGCUGCGCCGCGCGGGCCGUGGAGGAGCAGGGGACUCAAGGGACAAGAGCCAGAUGGUGGGCCACCAGAUGGCGCGGACGCUGCGGCAACUGCAGCGCCAAGCCAGCUUCCAGCUGCGGACCUUGGGUGUCUACCGACUGGAAAGCAACGCUUCUCGCCACGCUGCCCAGAGAUCCUGGGACCUGGUCCAAGAGCAUGAGGUGCUGAUGUCCUUGGACCACAUUUGGUGGCAGAUUCGGAAUAAGCUGGACGGCUACCUGGAGGUGGCGGAGGACGAGGUGAAAGCCUUCCAGGGCUCCCUCCUGGAGAUGCAGAACUACAUGGAGUGCAAGAAGGGCUUCGGCAGCCUCGCCGCCAGCUACACCCAGAGCAUGACCUCCUUGCGGCGCAGUCAUCGCCGCCUUCGUGCCACCUGGCGCCAAGGCUCCAACUUGAUCGGCGAGCUCGCAGCUGUCCUCGCCGAUUCCGAGGCCUUUGCCACCUGGGCCCAGAGCUGCCGCACGGAUCUCCUGGAGCAAACGUUGCAGCAACUGAGAUCUGCGAUCUUCGGAAUGGCUUUCCUGCUCCAUCGAUUCCGCGCAGCCAAAUUGCCAGACCCCGACACACAGGCGCUGAAGCAAGCUACGCAUCGUAUCCAGAAGGCCAAGCGAUGUCAGUCGUUCUGA